This is a messenger RNA of Anolis carolinensis (green anole), 2283 nucleotides long. RefSeq names its product F-box protein 27 (gene fbxo27). The transcript has 6 exons. Gene Ontology annotation, biological process: SCF-dependent proteasomal ubiquitin-dependent protein catabolic process; glycoprotein catabolic process. Gene Ontology annotation, cellular component: SCF ubiquitin ligase complex; cytoplasm. The coding region runs from base 163 to 1035 and encodes 290 amino acids. Lineage: Eukaryota; Metazoa; Chordata; Lepidosauria; Squamata; Anolidae. Gene Ontology annotation, molecular function: ubiquitin protein ligase activity; protein binding. The record is from RefSeq and is a predicted model, not a curated record.
CUUUCUCUUUCUCUUUCUCCUCCUCUUUCUCCUCCCUUUGGCCUCAGAAACGACCCGGGAAGCCGCUCGCCUCCUGCCCGGCUCUCAAGCCGGAUUUCCUGGCUCUUUGGGAAGCCCAAGGCGAGCAUCUCUGGAUGGGAAACAGAGCCGCUUUCAAGAUAAAUGAGAAGACGGAGAAAGAGGAAGAUGGGGCUGGUCAAGAGCAAGAGCACGUCGCCAAACGCCACAAAGGACAUCCAGAUAAUGGAGGACCUGAAAUACCUUCCGGAUGAGCUGCUGCUGCUGAUCCUGAGCUGGGUGCCCGGGCGGGGGCUGGUGCGGCAGUGCCGCUUGGUGUGCCGCAAGUGGAGGGACCUCAUCGACAAGCCCACCCUUUGGAGGCUGCAGUGCGAGCGGGACCCCCUGGCCAAGCCGGCCGUGGAAGCCGCUGCCCUGGGCAGCUCCCACAUAGACUGGUGCCGGAUCAGCAUUCUGCGGCCUUUUGGGAGGAACCUGAUCAAGAACCCCUGCGGAAAGAACCAGUUUCAACACUGGGAGACUGAAAACGGAGGCAAUGGCUGGAAAGUGGAGGACAACCGGGACCGCGUGGAAGGAGCCGAGGCCCAGACCUGCUUUGUGUCUUCAUAUGAAUGGUGUGUAAAAUCUCAGGUGGUUGAUUUGCUACAAGAAGGCUUGGGAGAAGAACUGAUGGACGCCUUCCAACCGGACAUUUGUAUUGCUGACUGGUGGGGCGCCCGGGACGACUGUGGUUGCAUCUACAAAAUCAAAGUCGACCUCCUGGCCGCUGACCGGACCUCGGUCGUCUCCCAUUUCACAGCUGAGCCAGAUGGCAUCCCGCAAUGGAACAAUGCUAAAUAUCAACAGGUGUCCCACGUUUUCCGGAAUUACGGCCCCGGCGUCCGCUAUAUCCGUUUCCUCCACGCAGGGAAAGACACCCAAUUCUGGGCAGGACAUUAUGGAGCGCGAAUCACAAAUUCAAUGGUUAUAGUUAAAUUCUCCUUGAAGCCCCUGGGUGCAUCCACACUGGCACAUUAAUGCAGUUUGGCAUCAUUGUAACUUCCAUGGUGCAGUGCGUUGGAGUCUUGGGAGUUGUAGUUUCCUAAGGUCUUGAGCCUUGGGUGCUUUGGCAAACUACAUCUCCCAGGGCUACACGACAUUGAACCACGGCAGUGCAAGUGGUGCCAGUUUGGAUAAGUGAGCCUCGAAUAAUCCACUUCUAAGCAGAUAAGAUAAGAUAAUAAAUAUAAUAUGUAAUAAUUACUGUGGUAUAAUAAUACAGAACAAUAUAAUCUCUAAAGCCAGGAUAGUAAAUAAAGAGCAACACUCUGAAAGCAGGGAAAUUGGGAAUUCCAGAAAGGAAACAAUCAGGGCCAGCUAACACCUUCCAACAAAGGAUUCUCCCAGGCAGGAAGCAAACAGGCUUUGAAGCUGCAAGGCCAUUAAAUGCUAAUCAAGGUGGCUAAUUGCAGCAUUCAUACCUGCUACACUGAGACUGUUUCUAGGCCUGGAAGUGCAACAUAAACUCCUUCACGGAACACAUGGCCGAUGCAAAGGCGAGAAGACGUUACAAAAUUACAACACAUACCACGAAGGUAGUCGUAUAAUAACAUAUUCUAGUUACAUUUGAACUCCACUUUAAAAGGGUGCGUCCACACUGUAGGGAUCCAAACUGUAUAUUGAUAAUGUUAUAUUAUCUGCUUAGAACUUGAUUAUAUGAGGCCCCUUCUUCACAGCUGUAUAAAAUGCACACUGAAGUGGAUUAUAUGGCAGUGUGGACCCAGGAUAAUCCAGUUCAAAGCAGAUAAUAUAAGAUUAUAAAUGGGUAAUAUAGCUGUGUUGAAGGGCCUUGAGUCUACACUGCCAUAUAAUCCAGUUCAAACCAGAUAAUCUGUAUUUUAUAGGCAGUGUGGAAGAGGCCUGAUUGAAGAUGCCUUGGGCGCCAUUAAAUGUCUGAGUGGGUUGCUAGGAGACAAAGUGGGCGGCAAACUGGCAGCAGUGGGGAAAAAACAGUUAUUCCUCUCCCUCUAAUUAGGACUUUAUUUUUCUUGGUUUUUUUGAUGUAAAACGCACACCGGACAACUAUGUCUUUUGUGGCCAAAUUUGGUGUGAUUUGGUCAUGUAGUUUUGCUGUUUAAGUUAAGGGGGAAAUGAUCAGAACAUUUUUAUAUUUAUAGAUUACAGGAGUUUUGGCCUAGUGAUUAGUUUCUAUUUGUCUAUUUUUGUUUUUUUGUUUUGUUUUGUUGAUAUGGACAGUGAACUAAUCAAUAAACAGAUCUAUCAAUA